Drosophila simulans is the source of this 862-nucleotide messenger RNA. RefSeq lists its product as uncharacterized. The transcript is spliced from 2 exons. NCBI's taxonomy places the organism in Eukaryota, Metazoa, Arthropoda, Insecta, Diptera, Drosophilidae. Bases 1 to 426 code for a protein of 141 amino acids. The record is from RefSeq and is a predicted model, not a curated record.
AUGCUCCUCCUGACCAACUUCAACGGAACUCUAAGAACGGCUGCAAAGAACUACGACCUGAUCGGCUCCUUUAUCAUCCAAUUCGACAAUGAGACGAUAAUGGUCAACGGUCAAAACUAUUCCAGUUACUCGGUCAGUCAUCUAAUGGCGAUGCCGGCCGUGUUGAGCCACAUAACGGCCAGCAACUUUCAACUUUCUCUGGAAUACGUCCACGACGUGAGCAUGAAGAAUUUGGAAAAUAUGUCCAACAUGGCGAGUGAGCUACUAGCCUCUCUUCUCACCGAGGCGGCACUCGCAAUCUGCAUAUUCCUAGGCUUUUAUUUCCUAUGGAAGAAGCUGAUGUCCACCAAAGGCAUGCCCGAUGUCCGCGAGAUUGCCGCAAACUUAGAAGCAUUGGGCCAAACCGAGCUGAACAAGGCUCACUAAUCUGCGGGACGCAGAUCUUGAGGGGGGAGGAGUUACGAACCCUCUUCUUGCGCCCUUCGUCAGGUCUCACCAGCGCUCGGCUCUCGUGUUUUCGGGCCCCGUCAGCAGGCGACUCGGGGCCUGUCUAGUAACAUGUUCGUGUAAGUUACGAACCCUCUUCUUGCGCUCUUCGUCAGGACUCACCAGCGCUCGGCUCUCGUGUUUUCGGGCCCCGUCAGCAGGCGACUCGGGGCCUGUCUAGUAACAUGUUUGUGUAUGUGUGCAUUCGGAACAAGUGCCGUUGGUCGCACUCAGGGUGGGGUAGAGGGGUCAACGGGGGAAGCGUAUAUAAAAGCAGCGGGACGGGAGAAGAGGAGCCAGUCUCGAACGGACACAUAACGGAACCGCUAGCAGAUCGCGAACUGAAUCUUAAAAUAAAGCUAAUCGUAAACUCGAA